GAAGUCGUGGAAUUCUGAGAUUCGGCAACAUGGACGAGAUGAAAACAUGGCCAGAAGUAGAGAAAGUAGCGACAGAAAAGAGACGAGAGUUGGUUUUGCAAGGCGCAGCAGCCGACAAGAAGAUUUCCACACAUGGGGGUCUCACGCCUGCCAUUUAUUCCCUCAAGCUGCUCAAUUAUUUGGAAGUUAGCCAGUGUCCGAGUUUGACAAAGCUCCACGACGACAUCCAGCAUCUGAGCAACCUUCAAAGUCUCAUCCUGUGCAGAAACAAACUGGACUGCAUACCGGAUGUCAUCGGCAGCCUCAAGUCCCUAAAAGUUCUGGACGUUUCGGUUAAUAACCUGAAGGUUUUGCCAGAAGGAGUCACCCGGCUACAAGAGCUGACCACAUUGAAUGUGAGCUGCAAUAGCAUGGAGGCUCUCCCGAAUGGGUUGAGCCAGUGCACCAAACUGUCCACCAUUAACAUCUCAAAGAACCGCAUCUCUGGCUUCCCUGAGGAUCUCUGCUCGGAGCGCUUGGAUCUGCUUUGCACCCUGGUCGCCUCGGAUAACGCCAUCGUUGAGCUGAGCAGAGAUAUUUACAGGCUACCUGCUCUAAAGGUUCUGGAUCUCUCCAACAACAAGCUGAGCGAGGUCCCAUCUACUCUAAGUGACUGCUCUAAGCUGAAGGAGAUCAACUUCAAGGGCAACAAGCUGAACGACAAGCGCCUGGAGAAGAUGAUGAACGGCUGCCAGACCAAGUCCAUCCUGGACUACCUCAGAGGAAAAGGGAGGCAUGGUGAGGACAGCGGUGACGUGGAUGGAGGGCGCAGCUCUGACAAGAAGAAGAGGCAACAGCAGCAGAAGAAAAAGAAGAAGAAUAAGGAUGAAGAGGAAGAUGAUGAUGAGGUGGAAGAAGUGAACAAAAUGGUGGUGAGGGUUCUCCGUGUUUCUGAUGCUCCCGACACGCUCAGUGUCAGAGUAAGCACAGAGGUGAAGGAUGUGCGGCCUUACUUGGUGUGCUGUGUGGUCCGAGGCAUGAACCUCAAACCUGGGAACGCUCUCAAGAGGUUUCUGAUUGCUCAGACAAAACUCCAUGAGGAAAUAUGCGAGAAGAGGACCAUUGCCACCAUUGCUACUCAUGAUGUGCAGCUUCUCAAAGGUCCUCUGGUGUAUGAGGCCCAACCUCCCACACAGCUAAAGAUUGUGCCACUGGGUCGGAAGGAGAUGACGGCCGUGGAGCUGAUAAGACAUCUUCAACUGGAGGCUAACGAGCUGAGGAAGCAGAAGAAAAGGCAGAAUGUCACUGGCCUCCACAAAUACCUGCAGCUUCUGCAAGGAAAAGCGCUGUAUCCCUGCUUAGUGGACGCAGAGGGACAUGUCAUCUCAUUCCCGCCUAUCACAAACAGUGAGAAAACCAAGAUCAAGAGGACAACCAAAGAGUUAUUCUUGGAGGUGACGAGCGCAAGCAGCCUGCAGAUCUGUAAAGAUGUAAUGAACACUUUGAUUGCAAAAAUGGCCGAGUUGAACAAGUUUACAGCCGAGCACCGGGAUGAGGCGGAGUCCAGUGGGGAGGGGGAUAUCGCACCACCAGACCAGGAAGCAAGUGCAGACGUAUCCCAUGAACUGACCAUCCAGCAGGUUCGAACGGUGGACCAGGAUGGGAACCUGAAGGUGGUCUACCCAUCUAAGACGGACCUCUCCGAAGACAUCCCUAACUUAACCGUCAUUUGGUAGUUUUCAUUCAGAAUGAAUAUCACAGCGCUAAGAAUACAUUUGCCACUAAAUAAGAAAAUUAACUAAUUAAUUCAUUCAUUUUCUACCGCUUUUUCCUCACGAGGGUCGCGGGGGUGCUGGAGCCUAUCCCAGCUGUCUUUGGGCGAGAGACCCUGGACCCUGGACUCCCCAGCCAAUCACAGGGCACAUAUAGACAAACAACCAUUCACACUCACAUUCAUACCUAUGGACAAUUUGGAGUCGCCAAUUAACCUAGCAUGUUUUUGGAAUGUGGGAGGAAACCGGAGUACCCGGAGAAAACCCACGCAUGCACGGGGAGAACAUGCAAACUCCACACAGAGAUGGCCGAGGGUGGAAUUGAACCCUGGUCUCCUAGCUGUGAGGUCUGUGCGCUAACCACUCGACCGCGUGCCGCCAAAAUGAAUUCAUUAAAGAGAAAAUAAAAUUCAAGUGAAGCUUAGUGACAUUUUUAGUGCUUGUAUGUUCAACCAAAAUCAAUAAAUCAAUGACAUAAUAUUUAGUCUAUAAAGACAUUUUUUGUUCUUUGCGGUUUGUAUAUGCACGCUGGACUCGGUAAAAAAUUUAACUAUGGAAUCAAGCCGCAGGAUCUGCAAAAAGCAUAAAUAAAUUUACCCUUUUUUGUAGUUUUCUUAAAUUUAUGACAUGUAUGAUUUAAAUCUAAAUCUAGCCCACAUAUGCUAAAUGCUAGUAUAGGCAACCAUCUAUUUACAUUCACAGGUGUAAGCAACCUCCAAGUACUUGUAAGUGCCCACACAAGGGUUUCCGAAGACCCCGCUUACUUGCUCUGAUGGUGCAGCUGUUUUUUCCAUUGCAACUGUUGAACAAAGAGGAAAUGUUGGCUUACAGGAAAUUAGCACAUUUUGGCAAAAAUAUAUCUUACAAUCUGUGGUAAUUUUGUUGUAAAUGUAUAAUCUGGCUUACAAAAUGGCUUGCUUGACUGCUUGUACGUUGGUUGGCCUUGUGUGUUUUGCCUGCAAAUAAAUGAUUACUGAUGA
Molecule: messenger RNA, 2731 nt
Organism: Doryrhamphus excisus (bluestripe pipefish)
Lineage: Eukaryota; Metazoa; Chordata; Actinopteri; Syngnathiformes; Syngnathidae
Gene: lrrc47
Product: leucine rich repeat containing 47
Biological process (GO): phenylalanyl-tRNA aminoacylation
Molecular function (GO): protein binding; RNA binding; phenylalanine-tRNA ligase activity
Source: RefSeq, a predicted model, not a curated record